Neomonachus schauinslandi (Hawaiian monk seal) is the source of this 1389-nucleotide messenger RNA. Its product is annotated as putative protein FAM90A14P. The transcript has 4 exons. The coding region runs from base 1 to 1389 and encodes 462 amino acids. NCBI's taxonomy places the organism in Eukaryota, Metazoa, Chordata, Mammalia, Carnivora, Phocidae. The record is from RefSeq and is a predicted model, not a curated record.
AUGUCCCACAAGAAGGUGGGACUGAUGGAGGGCAGUCACACCAAGCUUAGGCCCUACAGGCCCUUGGCAGCCCAGAAAGGGAAGAGGUCACAGAGGGCACCCAUGGCACCAAGGGCUCCUGGGCCAAAAGAGGAGGAUCCCAGGGUGAAGUGCCGGGACUGUGGAGCCUUUGGGCACAAGGCAUCCAGCAGGAGGUGCCCCAUGAAGCACUGGGCUGGGGCCCUCGUCCCCCAGACCCUGGGCUCCAGGAAGCUGAAGGAGAAUGUAGAACCAUGGAGUCAGCAGGACCAGCAGAAUCCUGGGUCCUUGAAGCAGGCUGAAAGGGAGAAGGGAGAAGGACCAAGGCAAGAAGCCCAGCAGAGGGUGGCCCUGCUCCAGAGAUUCCCCAGGAGACCCCAAGGGGAGCAGAAGCCAACCUGGAAGGAUUGCACAGAAUCCUGCGGCUACGUGAGGCGUCCACACAGGCCAAUGCCCGUCUACACCACCAAGAGAGAGUCCAUCCUAGAGCCUUCCCUCACAUGGGAGCCACCUACCGAGACCCCUGACAUGAGAACUGGGUACCACCUGGUGUCUCCUCUCAGAAGCCCUGCAGGGAGCGUCUUCCCACCUGGUGCACAACACGAGGCCCAGCAAGUGGUGACCACUGACAUGCCUCACCUCGCAUGCCAACCCUUUGCCAUGGAGGGUGGCCUGGUUGUCCCCCUGACAGAAAACAGGCCCCGAGGUGACUCCCUUGAAGGUCCCCAGGCUGUGUCCAAGGCACAUGGCUUGGACCAUGCCCACGCACCAGCCAAGUGUCCUGAGGAGAACUCACAUCCUAAUGCAAGCAACCGUAUGGUUCAGACUUCCCAAAUCCACCUCAAGACACCAGGCAAGAGAAGUGCCCAGAUCCCCCUAGAGACGGGCCUGAACUCCCAGAAGAAAGCAUGCUGGAGCCCCUUCCAGCACCCUCACAAGAGCAUACAGGGAGGCCAUCUUGGGGUUUCUGAGAGGCUGUGUCCUCCAGCAAGGAGAAGUGCAUGUGGACUCCUAGAGGCAGCCCCAGUGACCAGGAAGACUCCUGCCCCAGGGAAGAGCAUCAACCUGCAGCCUGCACGCACCCGACCUCACCUAGAAACUGUGCAGGGGUGCACCAAAGCCCCACAUCUGCCUUUCAAGCCCGCCCCUGGCAAGCCCCUGAGAAUAGUCUUCACGAGAUUGGACAAAGGCUGCUGGGGCUCCAGGUUCCUCAUAGCUCCCUCAUUCCAUCCUCCUGUGAAGUCAGCCCCUCUUGGUCAGGGCCGUCCCGUCGUUCAGACAUCUGAGGAACCCUUUGGUCAUGUCCCUUUGAGUGCCCUCCAUGAUGAACUGCAGGUGUCCUCGUCCUCUGAGGACAGUGGGAGAGAGUGA